AUGGCAAAGCGAGGCUAUGCCGCAGAGCUCGAGGAGCUGGACAAUGAGGAGGAUGAGGAAGAUGAGGCUUGCACGUUGUGCCACGUGAUGUUGGCAUCGGGACGGCCGCUUGCACCUGUACGUCCCUUUUGCGUGCUGGAUGUUGUGGGAUCGAUUCUCUGCCAGGAGGAUGAAGAUGCAGAAGUCAGCUUGUCAGAUGACGAGCUGAUGACUCUGCUCCAUGACAUCCAAGAAAGGGACACGUGCUUGGCAAAGAAAGUUCCGUUGCUGCAGCUGGAGAGUAACAAGCGGGCCAUCCAGCUCCUUCGGCAGCUGGACAGACUUGACAAAAGCUCCAUCUCUACAUUGAAGAACGAAUACAAAAGACGUGGGUUUGCCUUCGAUGCUUCCAUCCGCAAGGAAAGCCUAUUGGCAUCUCUUAAAGAAGUUGCCGUCUACGAGAAUCUGAAGCUGGAACACCUUCGCGCAGUCUGCAUGAAUCACAACCUACCUGCAACCGACGGAAUGCGACGUCCAGGGCUUCUGCAGCUUCUGGCGGAUCAGUCAUGGCACAGCCUUGGCAUCCCCGUGGAGCAGCUGCCCAGCUUGGUUGUUGCACACGGUGUCCUGGACUCCUUGGCGGCACUGAAUUCCAAAAACCUGGCAGAUUUGUGUGCACAGUGUCACCGGAUGGGCGUGCCUCUGGAGACCAAGCCUGAGAAGCCUGACCUCGUGGGGCGUCUCAGCAAGGCGAUGGUGUGGAAGCAGAUGGAUGACUCAAUCCUCAGGCGGGAGUGCGCCAAGAGGGGAGCUCCUGUGGACGACAUCCCGGAGCCGCUUCAACAGCCAGGCGUCAAGCUGAUUGUCAACAACAGCUGCAAAGCCGGCCGCCAAAAGUUGGAAAGGCUGCUUCUCCAGUCGCUGUGGCUUGACAUCUGGAAGGCAGCUGGCAUCACUGUCCAGAGCUUGGGAAGCCAUGAGGCAGCAGCGGGCCUCUUUGCCGAGGUGGAACGCCUGCACCGGGAAGACUUGCCUGCGAUCCAGGAGCGGUAUAAGGCUUUGGACCUGCCUCUGCAGCAGGUGCAAGAUCGGCGCUGGGUGCUUCAGCGAGUCAGCGAGUCGCUCUUCUGGGAAGCCCUGCCGCUUGCUGAAUUGCUGGAGGAGUGCGAGAUGCGUGCGCUGCACGUUAGUCCUGCCGAGCGUGAUGCAGACCGUGCUGCUGAGACAAAGCCCGUGUUGGUCCGCAGGCUGGUCAAGGACUCCUGCAUCCGUGCUUGGGUAAAGAUGGGCAUCCCUGUGGCCCGUCUGGGUGAUGCGCGUGCUGCCGCUCUGGUUGCAGAGGAAUGGCAGAGCCUGGACAACAUCAGCAGCGGCGAUUUGAAGAUCAAGUGCGAGCUUCAUGGCGUGCCACCGGAUGCCACUUUGGAGAGGCACGACUUACUCCAGCUGCUCAAAGACGUGGCAGUUUGGGAGUCAAUGCCUCUGCACGAGCUGAAGGCUGAGCUGGCCAAGGUCACGGGUCCAGGAGUUGCCCCUGCACCUGAAAAAGGCGAUGGUUGGAAGGAGCAAAACGGCCUCGUCGAGCAGCUGCUGCUACUCAGGUGUGCCGAGGCCUACGAAGCCAAGGGCAUCCCUGCACGACGCAUUGGCUCUUUGAAGGCUGCGGCAAAGCUCGCGCAGGAGCUGAAAGACUUGGAUUCCCAGGAUGCAGCAAGCUUGAAGGCAGACUGCCGCAACCUGGGACUGCCUGUGGAGCACUUGCGCCUGCAGGAGCUUCGUGAUUUACAUCGGGAGGUUGCGCUGUGGCGCGCGCUCCCUUGCGGGGAGCUACGCCUAGAGUGCCGCGCGCGAAACGUGUCCUGCCCCCAACCGCAAGGCAUGGUGUCCGAGCAGGAGCUGAAAGAGAUGCUUGUGGAUGCUCUGCUCGUGGAGAAGUGUGAGGCCUGGUACGAGCGCCGUGGUGUUCCGGUUCGGCGUUUGGGCUCAGUAACGGCGGCUGCUCGCUUGGCAGAGCGCUGGGAACAGCUGGACCAGCUCAGUGAAGGCGGCCUCCUGUUCAAGGCCUCUGCUUUCAGCAUCCACGUGGACAAAGACCUCAAAAGGUCAGAAGUUAUGGAGCGGAUCAAGCAAGCAAUCUUGUGGAGUGAGCUGCCCCUGCGCGAGCUCCAGAAGGUUUGCCGCGAGCACAAGGUCAACUCCGUCGCACGCGAGAGCCAGAAGAAGGAGCUGUUGCACCGCCUGGCCUCUGCUCUCUGGCCGCCGCCGCCUCCAGAACCGCCCCGGCCACCUCCGAACUUCAACAAUUUCGGCCCGCGGGACUGGCAAAGGAACUUCAAAAAGACCAACAUGCCGCCUCCAAACCUUCCAAAGGCCAUCAAUCCUAAAACGCUUCUCCCUCACUUCAAGACGUUGGGCCUGGCUCCAAACUCAAGCCCUGCGGACGUGAAGAAAGCUUAUCGCAAGCUGGCACUGAAAUACCACCCGGACUGCAUGUCAGCAUGUGCCGGUCAGCGGGGUUCGUCUUAA
Symbiodinium pilosum is the source of this 2505-nucleotide messenger RNA. Lineage: Eukaryota; Dinophyceae; Suessiales; Symbiodiniaceae. The record is from the annotation of a GenBank genome assembly.